Miscanthus lutarioriparius is the source of this 480-nucleotide messenger RNA. Lineage: Eukaryota; Viridiplantae; Streptophyta; Magnoliopsida; Poales; Poaceae. The record is from the annotation of a GenBank genome assembly.
AUGUACGCUCUGGGGAUGCGCAGGUUGUUCUUCGUCGGCGCGGCGCCGCUCGGAUGCAUCCCGUUGCUGCGGGAGCGGGAGCGGAGCCUCCACAAUAGCAAGGGAUGCAACGCAGAGGCAAACUCUCUGUCAGUUGAGCACAACACGGCCGUCGCCUCCCUCCUGCGCGACCUGAGCGCACGACACUCGGAUUUUCAGUAUUCCUUCUUCAACACAUCCACUGCGUUGCUGCUGUACAUCCAGGAACUUGAAGCAAAUGGAUCUGCUGAAGUGAAAGCCGCCUGCUGUGGUCUAGGGAGUGACAACGCCAUGUUCGGUUGCACCCCGUUGAGCUCGCUCUGCCCCAACAGGAGCAACCACGUCUUCUGGGACUUCGUCCAUCCCACGGAGCUCACUGCACAGAAGCUCACCAGGGUUGCCUUCGACGGGUCCCCGCCGUUGGUUUCUCCAGUGAAUUUGAGGCAGCUCUGCGCCCCGUAG